This is a messenger RNA of Rhipicephalus sanguineus (brown dog tick), 913 nucleotides long. RefSeq lists its product as uncharacterized. The transcript has 2 exons. NCBI's taxonomy places the organism in Eukaryota, Metazoa, Arthropoda, Arachnida, Ixodida, Ixodidae. The record is from RefSeq and is a predicted model, not a curated record. Bases 68 to 790 code for a protein of 240 amino acids.
AUCUGUGCGGCCUUUCUAGGCGGAGACCCUCUGGAACGAAACGGAGGAGAGAAAGAGGCCGCCCGGCAUGUCGCCUCCACGGCCGGUACCACGGCCGCCUCUGCACCACGCCGGACACUCCCAGCACGGAGCCCCUCCGGCGCCACCAGCUGCCCUGCCAUUCUACAUGGACGACGUCAUAAACGCGGACGUAGGGCGUAACGCCUCGGCUUUCCAUCCGCUCAUCGUGCCUUGGAACGUGAACGAGAACGACAUACUCGAUUUGGGAGAUUUCGAGGAAGACCUGCAGCAGUACAUCUCCUAUCGUGGCUCGUCGCCCAUCGAGAACUACAUCGACGGAUACGGCGCCCUGCCCUCGCACCUGUCUUUCGGCGGGGCCGUGGACGCCCUGGGCACUAACCCACCCAUCCACGCACAGCGCUUCCAGUGGCAAGACGAACAUCGCCAGCGCCUGCGAACGGAGCGCCAACAGCGACAGGAGCACGCUCAGAUAGAAGAAAGUGAGGAAGAACAGCAGGUGGCAGAGCGACAGGGACCGCGACAGCAACGGCAGCAACAAGAGCGGUCCCUUCUGCAGCAACAACGCAGCCUCUUUGGCUACCGGCGCACGCGCCGCCAGGACCAGUCGGAAGCCGUUCGUGCCGCAGCCACCAACGAGAACCCCGACGCUGAGCAAGCACAAAGGGCGGCCAGGGACCACCGCAGCCAAGGCGAUGGCGUCACGGAAUCCAACCGACGUCGCGGAAGUAACGCCACGAACCUGGAGUACGAACAACUGCCGCUGGACUGAGGAAGAACGUGCCAGAUAACCUGCCGCUUGCGCGGAUAUCUGAAUGCAAUGUCCAACUGCCUUGACACUGCGACAGCUGUCGGCUUGCAGGUGGGGUGGGUUUGAGUCACUUGAACACCGCAC